GGAACUGCUUGACUUUGUUGGUUUUGUUUUCUUGUGCAAACUUAACAUUGACUUUAACUUGGAGCAUACACAAGACCUACGUAACCUCUUCACCAGCCAAAUUGAAAAUGAUCUUAAAGCUUCUAAAUUUAAUUUGAUAAAGUGUAGAGGCACAAAUCUGACAAAAUAUUUUACCGUGGCAGGAAAACAAGGUCAAGUUUUCUUUGAAAACUUCAACUGAAAGUGUUGCAUUAAUGGUAGUCAGAUUCAUACAAGGAUAGGAUAACCUAUAUUUUCUAAUGAAUAAAGUAUUAUAUUUAGCCUCUCCAGUCCCUACUCCCCACCUUGUCAUCACUACUGAAUUCCGGUGUUAAAUAACUUAAAUUAAGAUUAAAGGAAGGCUUUAUCAAAUUUGGACACACAAAGAAGAUCCUAAAAGGAAACCUUGAAAAACUGCCAAACCAGAGAGGUACCCUUUUGAGGGAGUGACAUAUGACAAGGGUCAUAUGCAUAACAAACACUAUCAUUCACUACCCUCCUCCAUUAAUUGACCUUUAAAACAGUUCUCCAGGCACAAGGUACAUAUUUUCUUUCUUUUCUGGUAGAAUGCUUUCUGCAGAAUAUUGAAAUUCUGGGCUAGUUUCAAGGCCUUGAUUUUCCGAUGACUCGAUUAAGUUUGCAUUUUCUGCAUCUCCUUCUUGUAUUAAAAAUCUUCUCUGUUGAAGCACAAUUUAACUCGGUCGGAGAUGAAGGAUCUGCACAAGAUGGUGUCUCAAAUUUUCAACCAAGUCUUGCUAUUGUUGUAGGAAUUCUCUGCAUCAUGUUUUCUCUAACUUUUAUCUUCCUUAUCUAUGCCAAAUUCUGUCACAGAGGAGCUUCUAUUCACAGUGAUUUGCAGAAUCUUCCUGCACUAGUUCGAUCAACAUCACGAUACUCUGGAAUUGAUAAGACGGUGAUAGAGUCACUUCCUUUCUUCAGAUUCUCCUCUUUGAAAGGAUCUAAGGAUGGACUUGAAUGUGUAGUCUGCCUGUCGAAAUUCGAAGAUAUUGAAGUUCUUCGUUUGCUGCCUAAAUGCAAACAUGCCUUUCACAUUAACUGUGUUGAUCAGUGGCUUGAAAAACAUUCAAGUUGCCCUCUAUGCAGGUGCAAGGUCAGUGCUGAGGACCCCACAAUCUUCACAUAUUCAAAAAGUAUGCGAUUCUUGGGAAAUCAACUAGAGCUUCAAGAGGACUCAAAUGUAGAGCUAUUUGUCCAGAGAGAGGAAACCCUUCAAGGAUCUUCAAGAUUUAGCAUUGGAAGCAGCUUCCGAAAGGUUGAAAAGGUUAACAAGGAUGAAGUAGCGUUAAUCCAACAAGAAGCUUGUGGUUUUUCCGAUGAUGAUCAAAAGACCUUGCAUAAGUUCAAUCACAAGAUUAUUAUAUCUGAUGUUAUCCUCAAAAGUAGAUGGAGCAGCGUGAGUUCUUCUGACUUGAUGUUCUUGAACUCAGAGAUGCUUCAAGAUAUGUCAAGCACCAGAUUCUCUUUUUUGGAUUCGAACAAUGAGCAAUUCACAGCUACAAGAACCAUAGAAGGCAAGCAAAUAAUGAAGAUCAAGGAAGAGAUGGAGAUGAAGAGAUUGUUUGAAAGCAAGGUUAACACAAUUAACCAUUACCCUCCAGAUUCAUUUCCAGGUCAUGCUUCUACAUCAGAUUCAAAUGCAAUUUCAAGUCACAACACAUCAUACAUCACGAAUUCAGGUGGCAGAAGAUCAGUAUCUGAAAUCACAGCUUUUUCAAGAUUUAGAAAUUUGAGUAUCAAGAAUACAAUCAGAGAGUCUCUUUCAGGUGGAAGCAAUAGAAAGGAGGAAAGACAGCGUCGGCUUUGGUUGCCAAUUGCAAGAAGAACAGUUCAGUGGUUUGCCAAUAGAGAAAGAAGAUCUCAACCGACUGAGAACACCAUACAGAAAUUGGAUGUGUAAAAAAGAUUUGAUCCCUAUCUCCUUUAUUUUUAUUAUAUAUAUGAUAUAUAUAUUUUUUUAAAAAAUCAUAGGCAAUAUCACAUAGAUUCCUGAAAUUUGAUAAUAUUUUAUCCAUGGAAAAAGCAAAACAUAGAUAGUUCUUCUAAGUUUAAACUUCAAUGAUAACAACUUCACAUUUCCCUUUUCUUUUUCA
Messenger RNA from Hevea brasiliensis (rubber tree), 2129 nucleotides. RefSeq names its product E3 ubiquitin-protein ligase ATL42-like. Lineage: Eukaryota; Viridiplantae; Streptophyta; Magnoliopsida; Malpighiales; Euphorbiaceae. The record is from RefSeq and is a predicted model, not a curated record. The transcript has a single exon. The coding region runs from base 641 to 1936 and encodes 431 amino acids.